AUGUGCUACUGCAGAUUAGCGGCGCGAGCGUCACCAGAGGACGAGGGGACGGUGGCGGCAGGGCUGGCUUCCAGGGCCUUUUGGCACGGCGGAGCUGAGGAGCAGCCCGCCGCCGGGCAGAGCUCUCACCAGCCUGUCCCGCGGUGCCUGUUAUCAGGCUGCCCACUGCUGCCAUCGCCUUCGGAGUGGGCCCUAGAUACCAAAGCCCUGGCGAUGGGCGUUUUGGUACAAUCGAAGUGGAUAACCGAGCAGUUUGUUACCUUCCCCACACUGCAGAUCUAUGACCAGGCAAAAACCUGGGGCUUGCAGCACGUGAAUUCACGUGCUGGGACCUACCCCCGCCCGCACGAGUACCUGGACGUCUCGGCGCUGCCCCCGAGCUGGGACUGGAGGAACGUCAACGGCAUCAACUACGCCAGCACCACUCGGAACCAGCACAUCCCCCAGUACUGCGGGUCCUGCUGGGCCCACGGCAGCACCAGCGCCUUGGCAGAUCGAAUCAACAUAAAGAGAAAAGGUGCAUGGCCUUCUGCCUACCUCUCUGUUCAGAAUGUGAUUGAUUGUGCUGACGCGGGAUCCUGUGAAGGCGGCGACCACUCAGGUGUCUGGAUGUAUGCCCAUGACCACGGCAUUCCAGAUGAGACCUGCAACAACUACCAAGCGAAGGAUCAAAAGUGUAAGAAGUUUAACCAGUGUGGAACUUGUGUCACUUUUGGAGAAUGCCAUGUGAUAAAGAACUACACUCUCUGGAAAGUUGCUGACUACGGGUCUGUCGCGGGAAGAGAAAAAAUGAUGGCAGAAAUCUAUACUAAUGGACCAAUUAGCUGCGGCAUAAUGGCUACUGAAAAGUUGGAUGCUUACACUGGAGGACUUUAUACAGAGUACAACCCCUCGCCUGUGGUGAAUCACAUUGUAUCUGUGGCUGGCUGGGGUGUAGAAAAUGGAGUAGAAUACUGGAUUGUUCGUAACUCAUGGGGUGAACCCUGGGGUGAAAGAGGGUGGCUGAGAAUUGUGACAAGCGCGUACAAAGGUGGAAAAGGAGCACAGUACAACCUUGCUAUUGAAGAGGACUGUGCAUAUGGAGAUGUUGUACUUCCUUGAUUCUACAUUGUACAUCUUUCUGUUUCGGAAGUACUUUGUUUCAAAGCUUCCCAGAACCACCUUUCUCUGUUUAAAGGAUUGCAGUCUAAAACUCUUUUACAGUUCAACACCAUCAGGCAGCUCUGCAAAAUUAGCCCAG
Messenger RNA from Nipponia nippon (crested ibis), 1240 nucleotides. The record is from RefSeq and is a predicted model, not a curated record. NCBI's taxonomy places the organism in Eukaryota, Metazoa, Chordata, Aves, Pelecaniformes, Threskiornithidae.